This is a messenger RNA of Papilio xuthus (Asian swallowtail), 1339 nucleotides long. RefSeq lists its product as uncharacterized. Bases 236 to 1339 code for a protein of 367 amino acids. The record is from RefSeq and is a predicted model, not a curated record. The transcript is spliced from 6 exons. Lineage: Eukaryota; Metazoa; Arthropoda; Insecta; Lepidoptera; Papilionidae.
CGUAUUUGACUACAAAUUUCAUGAACAUGGAACCUUUUUUGAUUGUUACCAUAGUAACGUUCUAAAAUGUAAACAAGUUUUAGAUUGGAGUUUUGGAGUUGACAUCUAUAGUAUUGAAAAGUAAAAAAGAGAUUAAUUAUAAUUUGCAAGUGACUCGUUAUUGGUUGAAAAUCUAUUGAAAAACAUAAAAUACAUCAGUGGACAUUGGAAGUCAGUAUCCAAUAAAACAACAAAAAUGGAUUCGCAAGACCUUUUAGCGCGUGAGAAUGAAUUUAAAAAACUUAACAGGCAAUUGGAAAAGAAAACAGAAAGUCUUAUGAAGGAAAUAGAACAUGUUAUGGAAAAACAAGACAUAUUUAAAGAUGUGUCACACAACCUGAGGUUAACACCUUCACCGAAAACUAUAAGAAAGCAUUGCUGUGAUUCUACAAGAACAUUAACACCCCAUAGUGCAGAUAAACAAAAAAAACUUGGAAAUAAAACAUGUAAUAAACAAAAAGAAAGACUUAACAAUUAUAAUGAGAAGACAAAUAUACUUAAUUCCUAUCACCAAGAACAAACUAAUUUUGACUCAAACCCACAAAAUAAUUUUAACACCGUACAAAUGUGUCACAAUUGUAUGUUCAAUGAAAAUGGUAGAUUAAAUAAUGAUAUGGAAUUCUUACAUGCGUUUGUUUCCAUUAAUGUUGAUGAUAAAAUACUGCCACAGACAUUUUUAAAAGAGCGUGUUUCGGUGGAGCGCGUGUGCAAGUUCCUGGCGGCCAAAGUGAAGCUACUGCAGGAGCAGGUGGACAAGAUGCAGGCUGCUCUCGAUAAGAAGAGUGCGCAGUGCGAGGGCCACCUGGCGCAGCUGGCGGGCCUGGAGGGCGAGCGGCUGACGCAGCUCAGCCAGGCCAACACCGCGCGCACAGCCGCUGCCGACGCUAAGGCUAAGUGCGCCGCGCUGCAGGCUAAGUUAGAAGAGAAGGAGCGGCAGUACGCGGAGGCGCGGGGGAGUGCGGAGCGCGCGGGGGCGGAGGCGCGGCGCGCGGGGGGCAGGGUGGGGGCGCUGCAGGCGCAGUGCCACGCCCACCAGCAGGCGCGCGACACCCUCGCACAGCAGCUGGAGACUGCCAGGAUGGCCGAGAAGGAGUUCCGCGAGGCGAGCCGCGCGCUGUCAGCGGAGCAGCAGCGGGCGCGGGGCGAGGCGGAGACGCGCUGGCGGGUGCUGGCGGGCGCCGCACACAGCCAGGCCGCGCUCAUACACAACCUGCGCACUCAGAACGCGCUGCUCGCUGCACACGCGCGUCUGGACACGCUGGACAACGAGUACACCACCCUCUUGAAUAAACACUCAUGA